Molecule: messenger RNA, 729 nt
Organism: Candidula unifasciata
Lineage: Eukaryota; Metazoa; Mollusca; Gastropoda; Stylommatophora; Geomitridae
Source: the annotation of a GenBank genome assembly
AUGCAAAAUAUUGUCAAUGAUGAGAUUGAAAACCUGGAAUGGUAUCAUCCAACGCUAACCAGGCAUACGGCAGAGAGUAUACUAAUGCAGAACGGGUCAGACGGCACCUAUCUUCUAAGACCCAGUAGAAAGGGCAGCGUGAAAUAUGCGCUUUCAGUCAAAUGUAAUCAAGCAGUGAAACAUUUUCCAGUUCUUUGGUCAAGUCCAGAGAUUAAAUUCGGCCAGUGUACGUUUAAGUCUGCCGAAGAAUUUGUGGAUCAUUUCAGAAAUAAACCACUCCUUUCUGGUGAAUCUGGCCAAGUUGUCUUGUUAAAAAUUCCAUAUCCGCGCGAUAUAGAAGAGCCGGACACAUACGAGUCUGUAACUUUACAUGGAGAAUUUUGUGGUGACCAGGAAUCGGAUCGUAAAAAUAUAAAUUUCUCGGUGAACUCAAAAGAAGGCUUUCUGACGAAGUUGGGAGGUCACAUAAAAUCAUGGCGGACCCGCUGGUUUGUGCUACAGCGCAAUGAGCUGAAAUAUUUCAAACAGAAGUCAAGCAAGAACUGUAUACGUGUGCUGGAUUUGGACCAGUGUAAAGGAUGCUGUGAGGACUUAACUCAUCCAAGUCAAAGCUAUGUGUUCAAGUUGGACAUGGGCUGGCGAAUUUUCUAUUUGUCAUCAACAUCAGCACAAGACAUGCACGACUGGAUUAAAAACAUCAAUUUUCGGUUGAAAGGGAAUUCUGCCUGA